Dipodomys ordii (Ord's kangaroo rat) is the source of this 839-nucleotide messenger RNA. RefSeq names its product SWIM-type zinc finger 7 associated protein 1 (gene Swsap1). The record is from RefSeq and is a predicted model, not a curated record. Gene Ontology annotation, biological process: double-strand break repair via homologous recombination. Gene Ontology annotation, molecular function: single-stranded DNA binding. The transcript is spliced from 2 exons. Gene Ontology annotation, cellular component: Shu complex. The coding region runs from base 1 to 711 and encodes 236 amino acids. Lineage: Eukaryota; Metazoa; Chordata; Mammalia; Rodentia; Heteromyidae.
AUGGCGGAGACGUUGAGGCGAGUGCUAGCCCGGUGCAGCGCGGCUGGGAACAGGGAGGAGAGCGCGGCGGAGGCAGGGCCGCCUCUGCUGCUGCUUGGUGCUUCAGGCUCUGGGAAAACAGCCCUGCUAUUUGCAACGGCCCUGGAGGUAGCCGGAGAAGGCCGAGGCCCCGUGCUCUUCUUGACCAGGCGUCCUCUUCAAAGCCUGCCCGUGGGUACGAGAACCGCUCUCGACCCUUUGCGGCUCCAGAAAAUUCGCUUCCAGUACCCACCCUCCACCCGAGAGCUUCUGCACCUCCUGUGCUCCGCCCAUGAGAUCCCAGGGCCUGCGCCCUCCCUCCUACUGCUGGACGGCCUGGAGGAGUAUCUGCUGAAUGACCUGGGUUCGCAGGAAGCCACCUAUCUAACUGCUCUUCUCUUGGAUACCGCUGCCCACUUCAGCCGCAGGCUGGGCACGGGUCAGGGCUGCGGGCUCGUCGUGGCCCUGCAGACCCAGGAGGAAGCAGACAGCAGAGACGGCCUGCAGGUGGCAAUGCUCCGGCGCUACUUCCCUGCUCAGUGCUGGCUGCAACCAGGGGCGUCUGGCCCAGGAGAGCACCGUCUGCGAGUCUGCCUGGAGCUGGGUGGGCUGAGCCCCAGGACAGAGUGGUGGGUGGCUUUUCAGCCACAGGGAGAGAUGAGGAUCACCCCCAUAGUCCAUCCAAGCGAAUAACCCCAGCUCAGACCAGAGUUCAAGUGUCCGAGGCAAGCCUUGAGCUUUGCUGUGUCUCUGUGGACCAUGGCUGGAAUACUUAACUUCUGGGUCAUAUGAAGAUCCAAAGACCAGGGGAUGGGAAGGUG